Messenger RNA from Lingula anatina, 4054 nucleotides. RefSeq lists its product as uncharacterized. The record is from RefSeq and is a predicted model, not a curated record. Gene Ontology annotation, biological process: signal transduction. Gene Ontology annotation, molecular function: protein binding. NCBI's taxonomy places the organism in Eukaryota, Metazoa, Brachiopoda, Lingulata, Lingulida, Lingulidae.
GGCGUGUAGCUUCACCUCCAACUUCUUUAACCUCUCAUGCCACAGUUAAGUUAAUCUCAUUGACUCGCAACAAGUUGACCUGUGUCCUAGCUAGAGCUGGAUCCUGGUUUAUGUCAAAAGUUUAGAAAACGAUAUUUGAAAUGAAAACUCAGCCAGAGAUUCAGAGCACCAGUAUAACAUUGUUCUGGUAUUAAUGGUGAUGUAGGUUACUUGACAUGACUUGAGAAGUCCCGCCAAUGCUGGAGUCCUUACAACCGCAUACAUUUAGACAAAGAUCGAGAAGAUGAGAAAAAUGUCGACAAGCUAGGCAAAAAAAUUUUUAAAAAAUGUGUAAAGGCAAAUUUCUACAUUGUAUAAAUUGAAGUGUGUGUGUGUGUGUGUGUGUGUGUGUGUGUGAGAAAAAGAGACAGAGAGAGAGAGAGAGGGGGGAGAGAGAGAGAGAGAUUGCUAAUAACAAUUCCAGUGGUAGGGUGUCGAGUUGACGUACGUUGCCUCUUUACUGAAAACAAAUUAAGCAUGUCAAACAGUAGUUGGGGAAAUUGAUUGAAAUGUAGGGCGUUUGUCAAGACUCCGACUACAUAAAGCCCAUGUGAAUGCUGUGGCACCUGCUGUCUGUCAAAAUAUGAACAUUAAUUAAACCAAGAAUGUUUGAUACAGACAAAAAAUAGAAAAAGAAAAAAAAAGAGUGACUUGGGGAUAGACGAACGAAUACACAGAGAGACAUGCAUAUUCAUACGUACAUGCACAUUCAUACUUACAGAAAGAGAGAAAGAAAGAAAAAAGAAAGAAAGAAAGGAAGGAAGGAAGGAAGAAAGAAAGAAUGAGAGAAGAGGGAUAAGCCACCGCGAAGACCAACAUUCACUGAUUUAUAUGUAAACACGUAUUACGUUUUAUCAGUGAUAGCUUAGACGUAUUACAUCUCUGAUAUAGCGCUAGUAAUACAUUCAGUACACACUUCACAGAUAACAGUAAAACGGAAGCACUGUCAUUUCAAGAGUCAUCGUUAAUCUAUUUAUUUUGGGUUUGGCUCCCUGGUGAUGCAUUUUCUUCUCAACAAUUUUUUAGUGCCGUGAUCCUAAUCCUUCUUAAUUUUGAUCUCCUCACCACCUUACUGGUUAUGAUUAGUUCAAUUUGUAUUUAUCAGAUGAAUAAAAUGAUUUAUUCACACUUGCUGUGUGGAUUAAUCGAUUAAUUAAUUACACAUUUAAAAAAGGAGGAAAACAAAAUAAAGAAAUUACGUCAUCAACUAUAUACAUGUUUAAGUUGUAGCUCUCUUCUUAGUAACAAAGCAAAACGAUGAAGACUACAGAGAGCCCAUUUAAUGCUUCGGUGCGUUUAAAGGCACAUUAUGCCACGAAUUCAGAAAUCUCUCACGCAAGCCAUUCUGGAAGAAGACGUGGCCGCUGUUCGUUACAUGACGUCAUCCGGGAGUGACGUCAUUGUGGUAAAUGACGUAAUACCAACAAAUGAAGGCCACGUCCACGCUCUUCACUUAGCAGCACAGAUAGGAAAUUUGGACAUUCUUCAAUAUUUGAUAGAUGCUGGCGCAAAUGUAAAUGCUAAGCGAACGGUUGGCAGUCUGCAUGACGUCACCCCUUUACACUACGCUUCACAAUGCAACCAUCCUAAAGUAGUGAACUUCUUAAUAGAAGCUGGGUGCGACGUCAGUGCUAGAAGAAGUGACGGAUGCACAGCACUGCACCUAGCUAGCCAAGGGGGGUUCACUGAUAUUGUACGCACACUUGUAACUUGCGGCUGUGAUCCUGACGUCAUUGUCUCUAGUUGUGAGGUCACAGGGCUGACGUCAUUACACCUGGCCGCUCAAAGAGGCCAUUUACAGGUAGUUAAAGCCCUAAUACAGGCAGGAUGUGAUAUCUUUAAGAAGAAAUCUUCUCGUGACGUCAAAGAUUUGAACGCGCUCCAUUUGGCGGCGAAGGGAGGUCACAGUCACGUAGUUGACACGCUGGUUAAAGCAGGGCUUGACCCAAAUGUGCAGUUAAACCAGGGGCAUUCCGCUUUAUACCUAGCAGCUAAAGAGGGGCAUGUGAACUGCGUGCGUAAACUACUCUCCCUUGGCGCGAAAUUAGACCAUUUGAACGUAAACCUUUCCCCUCUUUUCAUCGCUGCGCGCAAGGGAAAAGUGGAAGUUAUUAAGUGCCUCAUCGAGCAUGACUACUUCCGCGCAAAAAAUGAGGCCCUUACAGUCGUGCACAAGAAAGCUGUCGCGACUCUACUUCGACGUCAUCCCUGUGUUUUAUUUGAAGAAGACGCAAAGGGGCGGGCUCUUCUUCACUGGGCUUGUGAAAAGGGCUUAGUGCACGUGGUCAGUCACGUGAUGGAGACGGAACGCGAGGCGCGCUUUCUAAUGGAGAGGCGUGUAACAGCCGCGGGUUCUCCGUACCUCGGUCUAACCCCGGCGCACAUCGCAGCCCUGCAAGGGAAAUCAGACAUCUUGAAACUUCUGAGGGAAUUCAGUUGCAAAUUCAACGCCAAAGCACGGCUUGGCGACAUAGAUGACGUCACGGUUCUUCACUGCGUCGCCAAGAGUGGUGACGCUGCCAGCAUGGUCGCUGCCAUCGACGCCAAAGGUGACAUUAACGCCGGUGAUUCUGAUGGCUGUACUCCUUUACACUGGGCAGCUCGGUAUGGCUGCAUCUUGGCGGUAGAUAUUCUUCUUCAGGCAGGCGCUGAUCCGGAGAUUAAGAACAGAGCUGGACUUUUACCUUACCAUUAUGCUUUACAAGACGGAUACACUGACAUCUGCAGGAAACUUCAACAUUCCAUGAAUAUUGGUGGAGAAUAUGCGGACUAUGUGAAUAUGGCUCAAAAGACCAAAGAUAGCUUUGACGUGACAGAUUCAGCACCCAUUCCACACAGCAGACGAUCGUGCAGCCCUGAUGUCCAACAGAUGACAACAAAUGGAAAGGAGUUGCCAGAAGAAAAUGGACAAACAUUUAGAAAAACUACUGAACAUGCUGAAACCCAAAGAAAAUGUUCGAUUUCUCCAUCGCAAUCAAACGGCGUCUGUCUCGACGUUUCAUCCAAUUAUGCUUUGACAAUCCACCCAAACGGGGACUGCUCUACUGGAUCAUCCAAUCAGACCACGACAAAUGGUUCUCCUCUGGUCAGACGUGCUUCAAGCAGACGACAUCUGAUUCGAUAUUUCCAGAACUGGAUUUCUCGGCGUAGGAACACUGGGCGUAAAGGGAACACCGACAGGCAGAUUUUGGAGAAAAUUUGCAGUAUACUGAAGGAGCAUAUCCCGAGUAGAGAUUUGCCCAAUCUGGCUGUUCGCCUAGAUGUCCCGUCUUGGGUCCACGGUGGAGGGAAUGGAAUGGACAUAGCUUUGCGGGCUGAAAAGAUGCUCGCCUAUUGGCUGAGACGGGACGUCAAUCCAACAGUCCAAAGACUUUGCGAGGCAUUGAUAAGGAUUGGCCGCGUUGACCUAUUAGGCAUCAUUCAUCUUGUGACAGAUAUAAGUGAUGUCACUGGAUCGCAGUUUGACAUUCCAGAAUCUCUCAAAGAGGCCCCAUUGAUGGAUCUCUCUCAUGAAAUUGGUCAGGAAUGGAAGACAUUGGGGAUAUAUCUGGGCCUGUCGAUUGCGGAAAUUGACCACAUUGUACACGAUGAUCAAGGAGACAUGCGCCUGCAGAUAUUCAACAUGCUGCUGCGUUGGAGGAACCGCAGCUUGCUCAGCGAACGAGGUCCUCUUCAGCGUCAGCUCUGCGAGGCGCUGGUCAAGGUGAACCGCAAGGACCUGGCGGACGCCCUCCAUGUGACGUACGCGUCACCAACAUAAAACACUCUCUGUGGUACACUUAUUGCAUGCACCUACAGAAAUAGACAAACCGAUACGCGCGCGUGGGCCAACAGUUGCAUUUUUUUUCCAUUAGAGGUUGUCAAGCACUGGUGCAUAUUUCAUACUGAUUUGACCACAUGCUUUCGAUGUGACCUUUAGCGUAGAUUUAUUGGACCGCCUGCGUGGGUAGCUUGCCCCAAAUGUUAUAUAUAAUACCCAGGGUGGAUGACAAGUUAUCAAAAAAAAAAAAAAAAA